AUGGAGGCAGCCGGAGCCGGAGGCUAUAACCGCCAUCGGAAAAGCCCUUCUGUGCAGAUCAACAACAAUCCCACAAAUUACCAGCAAAACAUUUCACCCAAAUUUAAUGUUAGGAAGACAAUACUUUAUGUACUUGCAAUUGCGGUUGCAUGCUUUCUUCUUUACCAUUCGUCCAGUCACGUUGAUUACCAUUUUCCCAUUUCUUAUCGUCCGAAAAUCGUCCCUUCUGUAAUUAUAUCUCAUGAUUCAUCGGCUACAGCAUCAAAUGGUCAAGAAAAUUUAUCACAACCUAAUACUUCAUCGUCACCGACGGCAGUCGCACAAGCAAAUGUACCUGAUCCAUCUCUUGUAAUUGCAGGUGAUGAAGAAACAGAUGAAGUCAAAUUAGAAAAAAUAUUGAAGGAAGCAGCAAAGGGGAACAAUAACACUGUGAUAGUAACAGCAGUAAAUGCAGCAUGGACAGAACCGGGUUUAUUAUUCGAUUCGUUUUUGGUGAGCCUUCAUAUUGGAAACCAAACCCAAAAGUUCAUAAACCAUUUGGUGGUUAUGGCACUUGAUCAAAAGUCUUACAACCGUUGUUUGGAGAUGCACCCAUAUUGUUACGCAAUAAGGACCGAAGGGAUUGAUUUUGCGGAGCACGAGUCCAAGGUUAACACCCCAGAUUAUGUGAGGCUGGUUUGGAGAAAGAUUGAAAUUAUGUACACAGUUCUUAAUCUCGGUUACAACGCCAUUUUCACGGAUACAGACAUUUUAUGGUUUCGAGAUCCAUUCUUACAUUUUCUUGAAGAUGCGGACAUGCAACUUUCAAGCGAUCAUUAUCGGGGUUCUCCUACGGCGAAACGCAACAUACCAAACACGGGAUUUUAUUACGUGAAAUCAAAUAACCGUACGAUCCAAUUUUUCGAGUAUUGGGUCAAGUCCAGAUUCCAAAAUCAAGGUCAGAAGACAUUCCGCUUGAAUAUGUUGAUUGAGGAAUGGAGAAAAUACAUGGCAUUGUCCAAUGAAGAACGGGGUAAAACACCACAUACAUGGCCAUUUCGAGUGAAAUGUCGCAAUCCCAAAUGA
Oldenlandia corymbosa var. corymbosa is the source of this 1065-nucleotide messenger RNA. The record is from the annotation of a GenBank genome assembly. Lineage: Eukaryota; Viridiplantae; Streptophyta; Magnoliopsida; Gentianales; Rubiaceae.